This is a messenger RNA of Electrophorus electricus (electric eel), 1610 nucleotides long. NCBI's taxonomy places the organism in Eukaryota, Metazoa, Chordata, Actinopteri, Gymnotiformes, Gymnotidae. The record is from RefSeq and is a predicted model, not a curated record.
AUGACGAACAAGCAGCAGCAGCACCAUCUAACUCUGGACCUGAGUGAGCAUGUGAAUAUCAGUAAGGCUGACUAUAAUGCCCAUGUCACCCAGAAAGAUGAAGUAAGGCAAGAGAAAUCCUGUGACAAAGAUUCUGCAAAUAAUGAGAAGUCAGUUUUGACAAUGGCCCUGCAAGCUGUGCUACUGUGUCCAAAGACCCAAGCCAGCAGCCUGUAUUACAAAACAAAACUGCAGGUCCAUAACUUUACACUCUUCAACUUGAAGUCAAAGGAAGGGUACUGCUACAUUUGGGAUGAAACAGACGAUUUUCUCCAAGUGACUCUGGGCUUUCCAGAGACUUUAAUAUUGGAACCUGGUGCUAAUGUCACCAUUUGGUGCCAGCAUAACCAGAUGGAACCAGCUUACAUAUACUGGUUCAAGCACACCAACCGUUCUGUGCCAGACCAACUUGACUGCCAAUUUUAUCAAAAAUAUUCUUCAACAAGCUCCUGUAAUUCUGUUAAUCAGAGUGAUCAAGUGGUGAUGUCUGUAAACUCUCAGAACACGUCUCUAACAAUAGCUGCAGUGAAUCACACUGAUUCAGGACUGUAUUACUGUGGCGUUUGGCAGAGCAACAGAAUUUCCUUCAGAAAUGCAAUACAUUUACAAGUGAGAGAGCAAGAUGAAACACUUUCCAAAAACAGCACUCAAGAUGUCUUCUUCAUGCUGACGGUGGUGUUUGUUGGUGUGAUUGUGAUUCUCGUCAGUGUUCUUCUAGUUAUGCUGAAGAGGAGAAAACACAGAGACACUGUCUCUAUUGUGGAAAAGGAGCAGGAUUCUAAUUAUGCUGAUCUACAAUUCUCUGAUAAGAAAAUCAAGAAAGCAGGAAGACGCACUGAAGUGGUGGAUCCUCAGGUUGUGUAUUCUUCAGUAAGACACUAGCAGUAUACUGUGAUAGAACAAAGUUAUACAUCAUUCCUUCAUUGUUUGGAACAGCUUUACAUACUUAAUUAUUUUAAGCAACAACAGCCAUAAAUGGUUUCAUAUUUGUACUUACUAGUUUUGACAAACACAUUAAGAGGACAGUGUCAGUGAGGACAGUUUAAGUAUUGUCAGGAAGUAUUUUUAUUUGCCCAGACAGACUAAUAAAUAUUUAAAUAUUUACAGGUUUUAUGGGGUUUUUUUGUUUUGUUUUUGUUUUGGUUGUGUGAAUGCUUGUGAUUUAGCUACAUUGUUCACAUGAUAUCAUAUGUUGUAAUAGCAGAAAUAUAUAUGGAUGUGUUCCAAACAGCAGAGGUCUAGUUUAAAUUGUGAUUUGCUGUUUGAGGAGAUGAGAGAAGUGGUUGGAAUCUUUACUCCUUCAUUAGAGUGUAUUUUAUUUACUUUGAUCUUGUACUGCAUUUUAAACUUUUUUUUUUUUGUAAUAAACUAUGUGAAACUAUAUCAUAUGAAAACACCAUUAGUUAUCUAUAACUUAUCUAUGAUCAUAUUUAGUGACUAUCAUCACACCUGCUGUAUCAUUAUAGAUUAGAAUAAAUUAGAAUAUAAUUGUAAAAAGUAAUUCAUGUUACUUUACAUUUGUAGUGUCUUAAUUACUCAGUACUUUACAAGUUGUUCUGACAUUAACAAAA